UAGCAUGCAUAUAUUUCAGGAAGAUAAACAUAUAUAUGUUUGAAACAGGAGAACAAGGAGCCUAGAACUUAAAAUUCGGAGAUUGAACAACAAUAGAAUUUAUUAAAGCAGCAAUAACGAUGUAUUCCAAUGAAGUAUCCAAUGAAGUAUCAGCGAUGAUAGAGGAAGAAGAGAAAUUAGGGCGUCGUAGAAAAUGGCGACUGAAGCAAAAGCUCGAAAAGGAGCACGAGAAACGAAAGCGGAUGAUGAUUAUAGCUUUUGAAAGGAAACGGAAGUCAGAGAUUGAUCGCCAGCAAAGGUCUUCACAAUGGAGGGAGAGCCCGAAGCGGCAAAAAACUGACAAAGUAAAGACGCGAUCUGCAUUCACGGGUCCUGAUGGUAUAGUCGUUGACGAAAAAGAGUUGCGUCGUACAAAAGUAGUAAUUUAUACAGAUGCAAAUCCUGGAAGAAAUUCGAAGACAUCAAAAUCCUCAACCAAGGAGUUAAUCGGCGCUUCGGAUAAACCAAGAAAAGUUGAUAUAAUCCCAAGAAAAGAAGGUGAAGGACAUAAGGCAUUAUUCGACAGGGAAGAGAUUAAAACAGCAUGGGAACAAUUGAGAGAAUUCGGAGAAUUGCGAACAGUCACGGCGGUAGACGAUUUAUCAGAGAAGUCUUUUUCAUCACAGAAGUGUCAUAUACAUUCUGACGAUGCUUCGACCAGUCAUUAUCAUAGAAAUCGAAGUAAAAAAAGUAGAGAUGGGGAUAGAAAAGAAAGAAGAAGACGCAGUAGAUCCCACUCUCACACUCGAAGUACAUCAUCUGCUGCAAGAGAUCGAUUGAAUGAAACUCAAAGACGCAAAGAUAACUCGCUGAAGAACGAAUAUGUGAAAAAGAAACAUACAGACGAUGAUAGAAACAAAUCUAAAGAAAAUCAACCUGAUCAGUCUCAUGAACUGGAUCAUAAUGAUGGUACAAUAUCGUGUUAUAGACAGGAAUUUUCUAAUCCUGCCUAUGGUGAUCCUUAUAGACCAAUGUUGCCGUUAGUAGCGCAAAUGCCUGUGAUGAGGUUUCGGGCACCGUUUCCUGCGCCAGGACCACUUAUGGCGCAAAGACUAUUUCCUGUAAUAAGACAGUUCCCCGCGCCAAGAUAUUUUCCCAUGCAACGUGUAUUUCCCGAUAUGAAUAGAUGGCGAGCACCACCGGGAUUCAUUUAUUAUAACAUUAUUAGUUAUAACAGAGGAAUAAAUUACUACAACAGCAGACUCAUCGACGGCUACAGAAAGGGUGUCAUUAACAACAACAACAACAACAACAACAACAACAACAACAACAACAACAACAACAACAACAACAACAACAACGUAAAUCGCAGGAACAGCCAAAAUAGCAAUAAUAGCAGCCAAAACAGCAAUAACAGCAGCCAAAACAGCAAUAACAGCAGCAGCAGCAAAAACAGCAAUAACAGCAGCAAAAACAGCAAUAACAGCAGCAGCAGCAAAAACAGCAAUAACAGCAGCAGCAAAAAGAGUAUUGACAACAGCAGCAGCAGCAAAAACGUUGACAGCAGUAAAAAUAGUACCAGUGAUAACAUAAAUAGCAACAACAGCAGUACAAACAAUAACAGCAGUAAUAAUAAAAAUAAUAAAGUAAGCAGUGACAAGGACAUCAACAAAAAUAAUGACGAUAGCACCAGCACCACUAUCACCGACAAGCAGCAAUAG
Molecule: messenger RNA, 1700 nt
Organism: Dinoponera quadriceps
Lineage: Eukaryota; Metazoa; Arthropoda; Insecta; Hymenoptera; Formicidae
Exons: 10
Coding region: 120-1700 (526 amino acids)
Source: RefSeq, a predicted model, not a curated record